Gasterosteus aculeatus aculeatus (three-spined stickleback) is the source of this 2678-nucleotide messenger RNA. RefSeq names its product kelch-like family member 13 (gene klhl13). Lineage: Eukaryota; Metazoa; Chordata; Actinopteri; Perciformes; Gasterosteidae. Gene Ontology annotation, biological process: regulation of cytokinesis; protein ubiquitination. The record is from RefSeq and is a predicted model, not a curated record. Gene Ontology annotation, molecular function: ubiquitin-protein transferase activity; cullin family protein binding. Gene Ontology annotation, cellular component: Cul3-RING ubiquitin ligase complex.
AUGCCGUUAAAAUGGAAAAGCGGUUCUCCUGUCAGCUGGAAAUUCCCGGUACCCGUUCUUAAGACAUCCAGGUCCUCACCCCUUUCACCUGCCUACAUCCACCGACAGUCCUUUGUGGUUUGGACGGCCCGCUCCCUGCCGGCUGCCUGGCCGACUUACCACCUGACGGGAUCCCUCGUGGAGGACGACGACGCUCACAUGAAAGUGGCUCUGGGCUAUGGUGACAUGGGCAUAUCGGCUCACCUUCAGGCAUCAAAGACUGGAAACACACGGUUCUUCACAAGCAACACGCACAGCUCAGUGGUUCUUCAGGGAUUCGACCAGCUGAGGAUAGAGGGUUUACUAUGCGACGUCACGCUGGUGGCCGGGGACGGCGAUGAAGCGUUCCCCGUCCACCGCGCCAUGAUGGCCUCCUCGUCCGACUAUUUCAAAGCCAUGUUCACAGGUGGAAUGAAAGAACAGGAUUUAAUGUGCAUCAAGCUUCAUGGAGUUAACCGAAUAGGCCUGAAGAAGAUCAUUGACUUUAUCUACACGGCCAAGUUGUCACUCAACAUGGAGAAUCUGCAAGACACACUUGAGGCGGCCAGCUUCUUACAGAUCCUCCCUGUGCUGGACUUCUGCAAGGUUUUUCUUAUAUCUGGGGUUUCUCUCGACAACUGCGUCGAGGUGGGGCGCAUCGCCAACGCGUACAACCUCACGGAGGUGGACAAAUACGUCAACAACUUCAUCCUGAAGAACUUCCCCUCGCUGCUGGGCACGGGGGAGUUCGUCAAGCUGCCGUUCGAGCGCUUGGCCUUCGUGCUGUCCAGCAACAGCUUGAAACACUGCACGGAGCUGGACCUGUUCAAGGCCGCGUGCCGCUGGCUGCGCUACGAAGACAGCCGCAUGGACUACGCCUCCAAGCUCAUGAAGAACAUCCGCUUCCCCCUCAUGAGCCCGCAGGAGCUCAUCAACCACGUGCAGACGGUGGACUUCAUGCGCACGGACAACACCUGCGUCAACCUCCUCCUGGAGGCCAGCAACUACCAAAUGAUGCCCUACAUGCAGCCGGUCAUGCAGUCGGAGCGCACGGCCAUUCGCUCGGACAGCGCCCACCUGGUCACGCUGGGCGGCGUCCUGCGCCAGCAGCUGGUGGUGAGCAAGGAGCUGCGUCUCUUCGACGAGAAGGCCCACGAGUGGAAGGCGCUGGCGCCGAUGGACGCGCCCCGCUACCAGCACGGCAUCGCGGUCAUCGGCAACUUCCUCUACGUGGUGGGCGGCCAGAGCAACUACGACACCAAAGGCAAGACGGCGGUGGACACGGUGUUCCGGUACGACCCGCGCUACAACAAGUGGAUGCAGGUGGCAUGCCUUAACGAGAAGCGCACCUUCUUCCACCUGAGCGCGCUCAAGGGACACCUCUACGCCGUCGGCGGGCGGAACGCGGCGGGCGAACUCGCUACUGUGGAGUGCUACAACCCAAGGACAAAUGAAUGGACAUAUGUUGCCAAAAUGAAUGAACCACAUUAUGGCCACGCCGGGACGGUGUACGGCGGUUAUAUGUAUAUUUCAGGGGGAAUCACUCACGACACUUUUCAGAAGGAGCUGAUGUGCUUCGACCCGGACGCGGACAAAUGGACUCAGAAAGCACCCAUGACGACGGUGCGCGGCCUCCACUGCAUGUGCACGGUGGGCGACCGCCUCUACGUGAUCGGGGGCAACCACUUCCGGGGCACCAGCGACUACGACGACGUGCUGAGCUGCGAGUACUACUCGCCCGCCCUGGACCUGUGGACACCUAUCGCGGCCAUGCUGCGCGGCCAGAGCGACGUGGGCGUGGCGGUGUUUGAGAACAAGAUCUAUGUGGUGGGCGGCUACUCGUGGAACAAUCGCUGCAUGGUGGAAAUAGUACAGAAGUACGACCCCGAGAAGGACGAAUGGCACAAAGUGUUUGACCUCCCGGAGUCGCUGGGCGGGAUCCGAGCCUGCACACUCACAGUUUUCCCCCCCGAGGACAUCUCCUGCUCGCCCUCCAGAGAGUCGCCCCUCUCGGCACCUUGAUGGAUAAAUGAGGGGGGCGGGGGAGAGGGGUGGCGCUCUUUUGCUUUAGUAACCCCCCCCCUCACCCCUCUAACCCACCCGAGCCCUUCAACAAACACUCCCUUAUGGACAUCGUUUGCACUUCCUCUUUGGACUACGUCCGUACCGCACCCCUGCGUAUCUCCAGGUCCACGUCCCCUGAAGCUGUGCAGAAACCCCCCCCAAAGUGAUUAAACACAUGUACCGGCAGCCUAAUUACUCGUUAAUGUUGCAAACUCGGUAUAUACCUUGGCAGGAAAUAUCUCGACUCGAAAAGUGACUUUGCAAUUUAACUUUUCUACCCGAUGUCUUUCAGAGUUUUCUUACGUCUCGUUUCUCAAAGCACUCUACUAUUUUUUUUUUUUUUUUUUUUGUUGUUAAAACGUUGACCAUCGCACUGACUCUCCCCUCGUCUAUGCCGGGUCGGAUGCAGGGGACUCCAGGAAGCAGCAGCGUGCGGACAAUUGAGCACCAAAACACAGCCGGUUUUUAACUCCGGGGUUUGGCCCCGUCUACGUUGCUCUCUGACGGUUUCAGUUCUUUCCUGCUAUUGCUAUGAAACUGUCAACAAAAUGGUGUUUUUUAAAUUUAAUAAACAUGGUUUUGAAAGUAAUCGAAAA